Messenger RNA from Gossypium arboreum, 2790 nucleotides. RefSeq names its product transcription termination factor MTERF4, chloroplastic. The transcript has 2 exons. The record is from RefSeq and is a predicted model, not a curated record. Gene Ontology annotation, biological process: regulation of DNA-templated transcription. Bases 369 to 1943 code for a protein of 524 amino acids. Gene Ontology annotation, molecular function: double-stranded DNA binding. Lineage: Eukaryota; Viridiplantae; Streptophyta; Magnoliopsida; Malvales; Malvaceae.
AGUAUUCACGUGAAAAAGCCUAAAAAUCACGAUGAAAACCCAGUUCAAUGCAGAUUGAAGUAAUCAGACCAAAAAGGCCUACAAUAAAUCCAAAAUAGAUUUUCAGAGAAAUAAAAGCCUAAUCCAAAAAUUUUAGAAAGAAACCCACAACGUAGAUAAAGGCAAAUAGAUAAAUGUUAGAGGAAAAAAUCUACUAGUAGCACCUGCCUUGCUUCCAAGUUCGCAACCCAGGGCCUUACUUUGGCUGCAGCCACACCGUUCCUCCCUUCUUCGGCCACCGGAGACCGACAACUCUCGUCUCCUUCUAAAGCUCUGAGUCGGUUACUCUUCCUUUCCUGAAUAUUUCAUAUCCUGAGAACUGUGAGAUUAUGAAGAUCAGAAGCUGUGUUGGCAUUACAAAACCAAGUCUUCUGCUUGUACAUUCUGAGUUACCCGCACUUACCUUCCAUAAAACCAAGUUAACAUGGACAUCAACCCUUAGAUUCCCAAGUAACUAUGAGAGGACUUCUGGAUCGGUUACUAGGUUUCAUUGCAGUGUUGCUGGUAGAACUGGUGCUUCUACAUCUGUGUGUUCAUCUUCAUCGAAGUCAAAUACUGUUCAUUUGAGCCGGAAACAAGUCAAACCCUCAUCCUUGUAUAGUCGUCCUAGUUUGUCGAACAUGAAGAAAGAGAGGAUAGCAAAUCGCGCUAAGGUUUAUGAGUUUUUGAGGGUACUUGGUAUUAUUCCUGAUGAGCUAGAUGGGUUAGAACUUCCUGUAACGGUUGAGGUUAUGCAGGAACGGAUUGAUUUUCUUCAUAAGUUGGGGCUUACUAUUGAAGACAUCAACAAUUAUCCACUGGUCCUCGGUUGUAGUGUGAAAAAGAACAUGAUUCCCGUGCUUGAUUAUUUGGGGAAAUUGGGUGUUAGAAAAUCCACUUUCACCGAGUUUUUGAGAAGAUAUCCACAAGUUCUCCAUGCAAGUGUUGUGGUUGACCUUGCCCCAGUUGUAAAGUAUCUUCAAGGGUUGGAUAUUAAGCCUAAUGAUAUUCCUCGGGUCCUUGAGAAAUAUCCAGAAGUACUGGGAUUCAAGCUUGAGGGGACAAUGAGCACAUCAGUGGCUUAUUUAGUCGGCAUUGGAGUGUCAAGAAGGGAAGUUGGAGGGGUCUUAACCAAAUACCCUGAGAUUCUUGGGAUGCGAGUGGGCCGCGUGAUAAAGCCAUUUGUUGAGUAUCUUGAAGGUUUGGGUAUUCCUAGGUUAGCUAUAGCUAGAUUGAUAGAGAAGCGACCUCACAUCCUUGGGUUUGGAUUGGAGGAGAGGGUCAAACCAAAUCUUGCAUCCCUUCUAGAGUUCAAUGUCAGAAAAGCAUCUCUUCCAUCUAUAGUAGCACAAUAUCCUGAAAUUAUAGGAAUUGAUCUAAAGCCGAAGCUUCUUGGUCAAAGGAGUUUGAUUCAAUCAAUUAUUGAUUUGGAACCUGAGGAUUUUGGGACCGUUGUGGAGAAAAUGCCUCAGAUUGUGAGCCUUAGCAACACUUCUAUGGUGAAACAUGCAGAUUUCCUAAAGGGUUGUGGAUUUUCCUUGCAACAGGUGAGGUCCAUGGUUGUGGAAUGUCCCCAGAUCCUUGCUUUGAAUCUUGACAUCAUGAAACUUAGCUUUGAUUACUUUCAAAUGGAGAUGCAGAGGCCUCUUGAUGAUUUGGUUGCUUUCCCAGCAUUCUUUACUUAUGGUCUUGAAUCUACUAUAAAGCCUAGAGACAAGAUUGUAGCGAAGAAAGGUUUUAAAUGUUCUCUUUCAUGGCUUCUUAACUGCUCUGAUGAGAAGUUUAAGGAGCGGUUGAACUAUGACACAAUUGAGAUGGAGGAAAUGGAGACAAUGCCUUCAUUUGACAUGAAUUCACUGAUGGAACCGAGGAGUGACGAGUCUGAUUCUGACUAUGAGGAGGAUAGUGACGACGAGUAUGCAUAAAUCCAUUAGAAAAUGCUUGGCUUUUUUCAGAUAAGAUGAUUUUAUGUGGGGAGCACGAUCCAAAUAUAGAAAGGUAAACUUUUCUGUUAAGUUGAAACGCAUUGAUGAACCAUCUUUGCAAUUCUUAAAUGAACAUCACAGACCGUCUUAAUCAAGUUGCCUCAUAUUUUACGUAGCCAUACAUAACAUGUGAAAUGGUUUCUGUAGGUCCCAGUAUUUGUAUUUGGAGAAUUUGACAAUUUCCAUACCAUUUAUUUAAUCACAUAAACAUUCGUGUACAUUCUGCUAGUCUAAGAACGUUGUUGCUGACUUUCCCCAAUUCAUCAUCAAGGUUGAAUCUCUUAAAUCCUUUGCAGCAAAUAAUAUCUCUAGGUGUUGGCUGUAUUAUGGUGUGCAUCACUGCCAUAGUUGCAUUUUCUCCUCCCCCUUCUAUCUUUCUUAUAAUGUGUUCCUUUUAUUCCGAGUGUUAAGUUUAUCAUUAGCUUUAUAUGUGCAUUACUACCACUUACAAGAAUCCACCAUCAUUUUUCAGCCAUACCCUUACUGGAGACUGAUGUUCUGUCUGCUGUAAUGCAUCGCUCAUCCGGGCAUCAGAGUUUUGUAUCUGAUUUUUUAGUAGAUCUAGAUACCUAUAAGUAGAGGCUAUACGUAGGCACCAUAGUUUUAAUGCAUGAUGUUUCAAUUCUCCAAUAUGUUCCCAAUUAUUUUCAUUUUGAGUUGUGAUUUUUACCACAGAAGGAAAUCAAGGUUUUUGUAUUUUAGAGGUCAACUUCAGCAGUCAAAUACGAAACAUCUUGCAAGUUGUAGCUACUGGCUUAAAUUAUAUUAAAACCAUUUUUAGCAGAAA